UCGUGCGCGCACAGGCCGUUCUUCCUGUCAAGUUCGCGAAAAGUCGCGAUUUCUCACACGCGCGUUCCCUUCAAACACGUCACUCGGUGGUGCGAUCUCUUUCUUUUUUCAUUUCCUCGUCGUGUCCAAACAACUUAUUUACGUGCGCGGGGGUGCAGGGGACAUGUGUGCCACGUGGAAUCCACCUGCUGUUUUCACCAGGGAUUAGGCGAGCAGCCGCGACAGUGAGUGAAUGAGGAUACCUUGCUCCAAAAUUGAGCGAAUAUCGCAGUAUUUGGUGCGACAUUUCCUGUCACGCAUUUUGAGCUCGGUCGGAGACCUUAUUUCUCAUGGCAUGUUCCACGCGAGAAUUGUAAGGUUGCGAAAGGGAAGGACCGUGUGCUGGCUUCCGAUAUCUAUCUGCGCAGAGAGAUAUCGUUUGUGUUUUGAAAAGUCAUAACUCCCGCACAGGUGAACGGGAGGUCAUGCUGAGCAUUAUGCCGACAUUGAUGGCCUGAGCAGAUCUUCCAUGGACCGUUCACGACAAUCGGAGGAUGACUCACCGUCGUAUAUCUUCGCGGGAUUUUCACGUCGACGAUGCCAUCGUGGAUCCGCUGUGAUCAGGAUGAGAUCGAUUCUAGUCUUGACGAUGCUUAGCGCGGCCGGUGUCUCGUCCUCCUACAUGCCCGAGAAAUAUCCCGUAGAAGUGUAUCACAUGUACCAGGAAAGAACGCAAUUCGGGAUUGGGCGUGACAAUAGAGCAAGGGGCGCUUGGGGCACGUGGAGCUCGUGGAGCGAGUGUUCUCGAUCCUGCGGCACCGGUAUCCAAUCCCAAUCUAGGGAAUGCGUUCCUCUACGGAGACUUUUGAGGAGGCGAAGCAUUAUCUCGGAAAACGACACGAGCAGACCCACUUGCAUCGGCACGUACAGGCGCUACCACACGUGCAAUACUCAGGAAUGUCCAAACUUCCCGGAAGACCUGCGGGCGGAACAGUGCGCCAAAUACAACGGAAGGAAUUAUAUGGGCCGCAGCUAUGUCUGGGUGCCCUUCGUAGACGCGCCGAACUCAUGCGCGCUCAAUUGCCGUGCAGUCGGCGAGCGUUUUUACGCAACGCUUGAACCGGCAGUAAUGGACGGCACGCCCUGCGACGCUCCGAAUCUUCGCGGACGCGGUGUCGGGAUUUCGAUGGAACGCAACGGCGAGCGGUGGCUCUGCAUCGCCGGACAAUGCAAGUUUGUAGGGUGUGAUGGGGUGGUGGGUUCCGAUGUGACCAUGGACGCCUGCGGCGUGUGCGGCGGCCAGGGCAAGGGGUGCCGGUUGUUAGAAGGCAUCUUCAUGGAACCGAUUCUGCCCAAGGGUCAUCAGCAAGUGACCACGAUUCCGAAGGGCGCAAUGUCGCUCAACAUUUCCGAGCUACGGUUCAGCAGUAAUUUUCUAGCGUUGAGAGACAGUAACGGCAGUUACAUCCUAAACGGACCGUGGUCUUACAGUCCCAGUGGUACUUAUAAAGCGGCUGGUACGACAUUAACAUACCAGAGGGGCGAUAGGAACCGCAUGGAGUGCAUCUUGGCAACCGGGCCGUUGAACGAGUCUUUGCAUUUAGAGAUCUUAUCGUUGGACAUGAAUCCAGGCGUUCUCUAUAAGUUCAUGAUGCCUAUAAGGGAAGUGCCGGACGGCAAAGCGAUUAUUGCACCGCCGCUGCUCGUUGCGGGAUCAAACGAUCGGGGCAAUGAAAUACCAAGUUUGGAUACUCACGUGACUGUACCCAUUACAUCGGAUCGGCGGAACGAUUUAUCUUGGACGCGUCGCGAUCCUGUGCGCACGCAGGACGUCGGACGGAAGGAAGAGAUGAAGCAUCCGCCGACUACAGUGAUGGCGGGCGAUCAGCCAAAGUCAAAGGCGAGAAAGAAGAAGAAGAGGAAGUUCGCCUGGAAAAUAGUCGAGUUCGCUCGCUGCUCGAAGGAAUGCGGGGGAGGCGUGCAGACGCAGAUCCUCAAGUGCGUCCGUGAGAGCAAUCAGACGAUAGUCAGUGAUAAACGCUGUCGCAACGUGGAAAGACCGAACCUUCCUCCCCCGUCGCGAUGUAACGAUCAUCCUUGUGCCGCCAGGUGGCGAGCCGAACCGUGGAGCGAAUGCUCAGUCACCUGCGGGGUCGGUACUAAGACACGAAAGCUGGAAUGUGUCCAAGAGAUGAGCACGGGGCUGAUAAUGCGCGUGGCAGCCAGCACGUGUGUCCAACCGCCGGAUCUGAGGACUACGGAAGCUUGCAAUCCGUCGGCGUGUCCUAACACAGGUCCAGAAUUGAGGCAUAUGCAUUCGCAGCACGAUGCGUCCAGGUGGAACGUGGGUGCUUGGGGACCGUGUUCGAGCACGUGCGGCCGUGGAAUUCGAAAUCGAACAGUCACUUGCAUAACGUCCGGAGAAUCUUGCUCGUUGGCCAACAAGCCUGAAUCCCAAAAACCGUGUGAGAUAGCAGCUUGUAACACGGCGAUGGAGAUGGGACAUCACGCGCCUUGGUUAUACUCGGAAUGGUCUUCUAAGUGCUCCGUGGAAUGUGGAAACGGUGUGAGAAUUAGACGAGUGGCGUGCGCCGACGGCAGCGAAUUAUUUUGCAACCCCAAAGAACGGCCAGACAUGGAGACCCACUGUUUCGGGACGAGCUGCGACAGAGCCAAGUGGUUCACCGGCCCGUGGACUUCCUGUUCGGUCUCAUGCGGUGUUGGCGCGCAACAUCGAGAUACCGCUUGUAUAUCUAGGACGAAUGACGAAUUCGUCGCGCUGCCCGCAAAAAACUGCGGCGAUCCCAAGCCAGCGAGCGAGCAAGUCUGCCGAAUGCCCGCGUGUUCACCGGAAUGGUUCACCUCGGAAUGGUCAACGUGUUCCGCGACGUGCGGCUUCGGGAUGCAAACACGACUCGUACGAUGUAUAAUUGAGGGUGUCAGCAGCACCAGUUGUUCGGAAAUCAACAAACCAAUCGCGGAGCAACGAUGUAACACGGAGCCGUGCAAGAAAUCAGUAGAGAACAAACCGCCGAAAAAAGUGCACGAGUCAUCCGAGUGCGUGGACAAAUCUCCAAAUUGCGCUGUAGUAGUGAAGAAUGGUCUGUGCCGAGUGAAAUAUUACAAUAACAUGUGUUGCCAAUGCCGCCAAUAGCUGGAGCAGCGAUUUUCAUUCACCCGCGACUCAGUAAUCGCGAGCUAUCGUUAAAUGAAAUAUUAAUCGGAAGGCGAUAUGCCGAGCGUAAGACUGCUACAAAGAGACCAGAACCGCGUACGUAUGUAAAAUAUUAUUUAUAUCGCGCGACGAGAUAUAGCUUACACGUAGUCAUGCUUUAUUUUGCCAAUUCUCGCGGAUCCCUUCUCUUUACGAAGAAUCCCAAAUAGCACGCGGUGAAUUCUUCAAGUAUUCGCUGAAGUUUUCUGCUUUCUCGAGUUUUAUCAUUCUUUAGGAAUUCACAUGUAAUAGAAUAUUAUAAGAAUGAUUCAGAAAAUUGCACUAUGAUUGGAAUUCCCGCCAACUUGUCAGAAUAUUCAUAUAGAAUUAUUUCAUAUCACAACAGACCCUAUGAAUUCAAGGGGAACAGUAUUUAAGAACGGAAGAAAGAAAUACGCGCAGUAAAUACCAAUUAAAAGUAAGAAAGUAAUAAUAACAAACACUCGUAAUUCGUGACAAAUUCUCCGAGUAUAUCGAAGUACUCGCGAGAUAUUUGUUAUAAUGAACUUUUGAGGAAUACUUCAAGACGAAUUUGAUUGUGGUGAAUUGAAUUCUCCAGAUGUUCAUUUUUCAAAUUCUGUGAGUAUUCUUCGAUAUGAAUUCUCCAUAAACUGCUAUUCGCCACUGUGCUAUCUGGGUAAUAUAUCGACGAGAGACGAAACGUUCGUUUCUUUUUUUAAGUGUUCAUUGUCGGUCGUACGCGUAUAGUCUGUAUUUCAGUACGUUCACCUGUGCGCACUGGUCGUUUUACAUGGCGUCGCGUCGAUAUCUGUGUUAUCGCACGGACAGGUGCAGGGCCGUAAUUUUACCGGAACGCGCGUCUACUACUCUGCCCCUUUUGUAAUAAGUAGCAAUUUUAACUUUUUGCGAUUUUAACUUUUGUACGCUUUGCGUCAUAAGUGGCGCGCGUUAAAAGAAUACGUGACGACCUCUAGUAGUAUCUGAAAGAUUAUACAGCGCUAGUUACAACUAAUUUAUCGCAUCGGGUUUUAUUUAUCCGAACGAUUAAUCUCGGCACGAGACGGUCCCGCCUAUAUAAAUACAGUCAGCCCUCGACAAUAUGUAGAUCUGACGUACGUAGUAAACCCGUACUUGCGUAGAAAAUUCUUGGCUUAAAAUGUUACGAAGACCAAUACGUGGAAAUACACACGGCCACUGUCGUGUUUUUAUUCAGACGUCGUGUGAAAUUUAGUUUGUAGAAACUAGACAUUUCUUCGAUCAAAACGCGUUUAAUUCGUUCAUUAUUGCUUUGAUUCAAUCAAUCUUCUUUCUUCAUGUAGGAUUUUGUGGAAUCAUUCGCCUAUACGACAGAAAAUUAUAUGUUAAAUUUAACACAUUUCACGUGUCCCAAACAGUCUACACAAAUGUUCUUGUUAA
Messenger RNA from Dinoponera quadriceps, 4570 nucleotides. RefSeq names its product thrombospondin type-1 domain-containing protein 4-like. The transcript is spliced from 19 exons. Lineage: Eukaryota; Metazoa; Arthropoda; Insecta; Hymenoptera; Formicidae. Gene Ontology annotation, biological process: extracellular matrix organization. Gene Ontology annotation, cellular component: extracellular matrix. Gene Ontology annotation, molecular function: metalloendopeptidase activity. The coding region runs from base 509 to 3133 and encodes 874 amino acids. The record is from RefSeq and is a predicted model, not a curated record.